GGCAACACACUCGAUUCAACUUGCCACACCCGACACUCUGCGCAACUUGCGAACUCACCUCCCGGAAGAAUUCUGAGUAUUAUUUGCCUUGAUCUAUAUUGAUUGAACCGGUUUCAAUCCUAUUCCCGCCAAUUAACUCUGUCGCCCUGCCACCGCUCACCCCGCAACUGAGCGCACCUAACAACAUCCUCCCAACCUCCCGUUCCCUCUGCCCGCCAUGGCGUGGAACGUGUUUCGCGUGUUGGCGGAUCUUUCCCAUCUUGGCUCGAUCUGUCUACUGAUUUGGGCUAUUCAUAAGAACAAAAGUGCUGAAGGUGUAUCGCUUCUUACACAGCUUCUCUAUGCUGUAGUAUUUGUGACGCGGUAUCUCGAUCUAUUAAAUCCGGAAACGUGGUCAGUACGGACGUACGGCAAGGCGGUGAUUUGGAAUGUCUCGUUCAAGCUGUUCUUCAUUACCUCCGCCUUUUACACUAUCUUCAUUAUGAUGAAGGUCUUCCCGCGCACAAGGGAGCGCGAGCGAGCUUGGAAGCUCGGAACCUACUCCGUGCUUAUCUCCAUUGUGCUGUCGCCGAUUGCAAUCCUCAUCUUUGAACGAAAGUUCCCACCUCACUGGUUCUUGGAGCUCCUCUGGGCCUUCUCCAUCAUCCUCGAGUCCGUCUGUGUUCUCCCGCAGCUUCUCCUCCUCCGACAAACUACAGUCCCAACUGUGAUUGACUCAUACUACCUCGCCGCACUGGGCUCCUACCGCGCCUUCUACAUCCUCAACUGGCUCGUGCGCGGCUUCGGGAAAGAGCACUUCUGGGAUCUGAUCGCGUUCGUCUUCGGCAUCGUGCAAACUGCAUUCUACGUCGACUUCGCGUGGGUGUACUACUCGCGACAGCGGGUGAAGCUGCGCAACGGCGGUGUCGUGGACUCGGAGGACUUUAGCAAGAGCUGGCUGGUGAACCGGGUGAUGAACUUCCGCACGAGUCGCGCAUCAACGGACGAGGAGCAGCAUCUAAAUGAGGACGAGGAGGGUGGCGAUGGCCGGGCCAAUAGUAACCGGUGGGGAGCGCGGGGAAUCUCGAUUGCGGCGGAUGAUACCUUAGAGAAUCAAGGUCGGUAUGGGGGUCAUGAUGAGGAUGAGAAUGGUAUUGAGGGUGUGUUGGCGGAUGAUUAUCUGGACGAUCGUGAUCAUGCUCCGCGCACUCGCAUCACUGGUUAAUUUGGCUCCCGCGGGGUUGAUUUCCAGAAAGGAAUCAUGGUUGGAGUGACAGCGGAGCGGAGCGGGGCGGAGCUGCUCCGGGGGUGGAGUCGGGCUGGUUUUGAGUAUAUUUAGCUGUUUUGUUCCGUUAUCCACUUUUUUCUUUUUCUUUUGGGUACAGAGUGCCUGAUGCUGAUGACAUCACGGUUGCAUUUAUGGAACGAGCAAUGCUUGUUAGAUGAUUGUCCAUGCUUCUACCCUUGCAAAGUAGACAAUUUAUAGAUUCAUGCCUGAAGGGUCAGGCAGAAGAUUGUCC
Molecule: messenger RNA, 1499 nt
Organism: Penicillium subrubescens
Lineage: Eukaryota; Fungi; Ascomycota; Eurotiomycetes; Eurotiales; Aspergillaceae
Product: ER lumen protein-retaining receptor
Exons: 3
Coding region: 218-1204 (328 amino acids)
Biological process (GO): endoplasmic reticulum to Golgi vesicle-mediated transport; protein retention in ER lumen
Cellular component (GO): membrane; endoplasmic reticulum; cis-Golgi network
Molecular function (GO): ER lumen protein retrieval receptor activity
Source: RefSeq, a predicted model, not a curated record